AUGUCCGCCGGUAUAUUCAGGCCGCCCAUGCCCAAUCAAGCCGUGGCGACUCUCCUCCUGAUCGAGAACUCUCGGACAAUGGCCAGCCUUUGGUCGGAUCUACGUGAUCAUUACCUCCAACCCUUAGUGGAGACGCUUGAAAGGCCAUACCCCCCUGUGCCAACUACAAUGUUCGUAUUACCCAGUUUGCCCCCGACUGACGAUCCGAGCUUGUAUUCUGCAGUUCAUCAUCAGUCGAAUGGGUUGCAUAAUGGGUUACGCGACAUUCGUUUCAAUUAUGAUCCAAGCAACCGCCUCACGCCUGCACGAAUUAGUACAGGCAUUGAUCUUCUCGCAUCCACCAAGUUCCAAGGGCAGGCAGCCGCGCUCCAUCUCGUCAUCGUAGCUGCGACAGCUCCAUCAGAAGACCCAACCGGCCUGGAAUUAGGUCUGCCUCCCGAGGGAGGCUCAGUAUGGCAUCUCCUCGCCGAGAAGAUGAGCCAGGCUGAUAUCCUGUGUCACAUUGUCCUCGCAUCGAGUCAAAACAUGAGCUCAUUAACGUCCAUGUUUGAUGAAACGAUACGCUUACAGAAGAACGUGGAAGUCGCACCUUGGUUUCCUACGGACCAAGAGAGCUAUAUAACCCGGCUGUCUUCAAGGCCUGGCCAUCAAGGCUAUUCUCACCUAGUCUCCGCUCCCUAUAGUCCUCCACCUCUUCCUCGCUCCCCCCCAGAUAUUCCCAACGCCGCCAACUCAAUGCACCACCAAGAGCAGCUUGCACCGCUAGCGACGGUAAAAGUCGAGGCUUCGCCUUCCACUAGCCUGGUCUCCCAACUCCAGCAAGUACACGGAUUGACGAAGAAAAAGGUAUACGGUACCAAACCAGCUAGGCAGCCAUUUUUCCGAGACGAGCGCCCGCCAGCGCAGCACCCAGUGCCCUUGCCACUGAAGCUAGCAUCCAUUCCUCCUGCAAUAAUCGAUGUACCCACCCAAGCCGCCACCUCGCCUCAACCGCGAGACGGCCGGGCACCAUCUCAUUCCAGGGUCGAUCGCCUCAUGCGCCUGAACCAGGGCAGUCCUACCGAUCAACAUCCUCGCUUGCGAGGCCGUUGGUCUCGACGAGGUUCGCGCUUGUCCUCGCCCGAGGGUGACGCGCUUCCCUCACCUGGAUCGUUAUCUUCGCUUAGCGAGAUGUCGUCAGCCACGAGCUACUUCUCGUCAACCGUGCCAUCGCCUGUUUCACCUUCUGCAACGAUCGACGACGUGUAUCAGGUUCAACCCAUCAUCCAGACAACGAGUCCUGGGCUGAUGAUGCCCGGAGACGGCGGGGUAAUUCCUGAGCCACCGUGGCUCCAGCAUCAACAGCAGCAUGCAUUCUCUGAGGCCGCCGCUUACUCAACUAAACCUCGCCAAGCUCCUCGUGCGGUACUGCCAGCCAACCACAAUGGCGCUAUGGUAACAGAUCAACCGUACUACCACACCACAUUGCAAUACAAUUACACGACGAGUCCUUCCACCCCUAGCCUGAAUCCUUACGAUCCGGCUAGACCCCCCACACUCUCCGAAGAACAACAGCACCUUCCCAGCUCUCCCCAAAAUAUGGGUAUGCCGGCACCAGCCUCACGCCGUACCACAGUACCACUCUCUGGAAAGGCGCCUCCUUCACACGCUUCGGUUGCUGAGCGAGUGCCACGCUCUAAAUCCUUUUCGAAGUCGGCUAUGACUCUUCCUGCUUCUUCGCUGGAUCUGAACUUUGACACUCUCCCUCCGCUGUCGCCUGAGGAUGGGGAUAGGCCCUUCUUCAUCUUUGAGCAAAACCAGCCGGAUCCCCCUCCAACCACGACGGCUCUCUUCAACAGCUCCAUGGCGACCCGAGGUUCGAUACAGCAACAAACAGAGCCGCUAGUACGCGACUACCAACCCUACGAGGCAGACCAACGGCAAAUCAUCUCGUCGCCGUCGCCGCAGACGACCCCACCCAUGUCCUACUACGAUCAUGCUGGCUUCUACCAGCCAACCUACUCCCAACAGUAUACGAGAGAAAACACUGACUACAUUCAGCCGGUGGUCAACACCAGCUCGUCUCUCACUGGCUGGGCUGGCUGA
This is a messenger RNA of Pleurotus ostreatus (oyster mushroom), 2085 nucleotides long. RefSeq lists its product as uncharacterized. The transcript has 7 exons. The record is from RefSeq and is a predicted model, not a curated record. Lineage: Eukaryota; Fungi; Basidiomycota; Agaricomycetes; Agaricales; Pleurotaceae. The coding region runs from base 1 to 2085 and encodes 694 amino acids.